This is a messenger RNA of Cherax quadricarinatus, 1053 nucleotides long. Lineage: Eukaryota; Metazoa; Arthropoda; Malacostraca; Decapoda; Parastacidae. The record is from RefSeq and is a predicted model, not a curated record.
AUGGUAUUAUUCUGUGGCAGGCUGACCAGCUUCGGGGAGGAAGCAACAGUACCAACCUACGAGGCUGCUCUAGACCGUGUCCGGAAGGAGUCCUACGCAUUCAUAGGAGACUAUGUGGUGCUAGACUACUACCAGAAGAAGGACUGUAAUUUGGUCCUUCUUAAGGAACAGCUGUUCCAGUCUAUGAGUUCUAUCGUCCUGCCUCAUCACUCCCAGCUACUGCCCGCCAUCAACCAUUACCUGGCAGUGAUGAGUGAGACUGGUGUACUAGACAAGCUUCGUGAACGAUGGUGGCGCGCACAGUCCUGCCCAGACGAGGAUACACUGACAUCCUAUGACAGUGUUGACCUGUGGGAGGUGUGUUCUGCUAUGAUAUUAAUGGCUACUGGAGUGGCCAUAUCCCUGUUGGUGUGCUUCCUGGAGUACGCUGGGCCUCGCUUCCUCACCAUUACUAGCACCAACACAGCUAGCAGAAAUGCCUACACCAACACUCACUCCAACACUAACAUCACAAGUCACUCACCUUCCUCACUCACUACCUCUAAGCUGUACUUUAGAUAAGACCGAGGAUGUAUGGAGACUUCACAAGUGUGUUCGCAAGUAUCAGUUUUGGAACCUGUAUUGUCCAUGAUCUACAUUAAUGACCUCGGUCAAAGCAUUAAAAGGACGAGAGUAAAUUCACUGACAACACAAAAGUAUGUCGAGUAAGGAAUUCGAUGGAGGAUACCGGAUAUAGCACAAUUUCAGAAUUUGAACAAAUUCAAGUUAUGGCCGGAAAAAUAGUAAAUACAAUAUUGUCAGUUUUUAAAACUGCCAAGUCUUUAUAUCCAGGAAUGAAAAUAACUAGAUAUUAUAACUUAGCGCUUGAUCACAUAAAAUAUGUAAAUGAUUUACAGUGAAUUACAAUAACAGCCUAUUCUGGGAUCUUAGUGACCACAACAAGUGCCUCUGGGUACCAGAUAUCUUCAUGCAGCUGAAAUUUAAACAUAUUGUAACAUUAACAUCGCAUUAGGUGUUUAAUUUAUACAUACAUUGAAUGUUAAUUAAUGUUAA